GGACCACAAGAUGUAGGAUCUGUCCUGUCAUAGUUGAUAUUGCAUUUCAGUGCUGCAAAUUGCUGAGUAAUUUACAAUUAAUCAAAUUAUGUAAACCCAAAUGACAUGAAGUAGAAACCUGGGCUUUUGGGGCCCCUGGGCAGUUGCCUACUUUGAUCGGUUGGUAAUCCAGCCUUGGUUCCAUUUAUCUACCUGUCCAGUUAAGUUUGUCAACAUACCUCUGAAAUCUGGACUCCCUCAUGUUUGUCAGGAGGAGAGCACAGCAUCUCUACCGGCUGUCCUGAGCAGAGCUGCAGCAGACUGGGCAGCAGCAUUCCUGGCCAGGACAGCCGUGAAUGUGUUGGGAGGGGCGGACAGAGCAGCAGCAGCAGCAGUCUGGGGUCCAACAUCCUCUGUGCUGAGGCACACUGCCCCCCCAUACUUCAAAAACCUCCCGACCCUAAAUCUUCUACAUGUGCUUUUAACGCCUUUCUCAUAACGCAGGAAGCGGCCAAGCGAAGUGAAGUUGAAGGGGACACCGAGUUAGCAGCGUGGAGGGUGUUUUUGUUGAUGUUUUUUCUUCUUUGGCCCGGUUUUCCCACUAAACCAGGAAAAUUGCUUGGUGUGGCUGUAUCGGAGAGAAGGCUCGGGAGGAGGUGAAACUGCGGGAUAUGAUGACUGAGAAAGAAACGGCGACAGAGAAGAUAAUAACAGAUGCGAUGGCUAAUCCUUCUCCAGCAAAGAGCAUGGGUGACCCUGGAAUCACUCCACUGUCUCCCUCACACACUCAGCAGAACGACACAGACCAGGUCCCGUCAGGACCGUCCUUCAUGGUGGUGGUUGCCAUUGACUUUGGCACCACGUCCAGCGGUUAUGCUUACGCUUUCACUAAGGAGCCAGAGUGCAUUCACACCAUGAGGCGUUGGGAAGGUGGGGACCCUGGUGUGUCCAAUCAGAAGACUCCAACCACAAUCCUGUUGACUCCAGACAGGAAAUUCCACAGUUUUGGCUAUGCGGCUCGUGACUUCUAUCAUGACCUGGACCCCAGCGAGUCUAAACAGUGGCUCUACCUGGAAAAAUUCAAAAUGAAGCUCCACACCACUGCAAAUCUGUCCAUCGACACAGACCUGCAGGCAGCCAAUGGGAAGCGAGUGAAAGCUCUGGACAUUUUUGCAUAUGCGCUGGCCUUCUUUAAGGAGCAAGCACUAAAGGAGCUGAGUGAUCAGACAGGUGGCGAGUUUGACAACAAUGAUGUGAGAUGGGUGAUCACUGUUCCUGCCAUCUGGAAAAUGCCUGCAAAACAGUUCAUGAGGGAAGCUGCCUAUAAGUCUGGUCUGGUGUCCCGUGAAAACCCAGAGCAGCUGAUCAUCGCCUUAGAACCCGAGGCAGCAUCAAUCUACUGCCGCAAGCUCCGCCUCCACCAAAUGGUGGACCUGGGCAGCCAGACCACCCAGAACGGCUUCAGCCCCACGGAGAACGUAGGGAGUGGAAUGACCCAAGCUAAGGAGCAUGUUCGGCGCAACCGGCAGAGUCGCACCUUUUUGGUGGAAAAUGUCAUAGGGGAGCUUUGGUCGGAGCUGGAAGAAGGUGACCGUUAUGUGGUGGUAGACUGUGGCGGAGGAACAGUGGACCUGACUGUCCAUCAGAUCCGCCUUCCAGAGGGACAUCUAAAGGAGCUCUACAAGGCCUCAGGUGGUCCCUACGGUUCUAUCGGGAUUGACUAUGAAUUUGAGAAGCUGCUGUGUCAGAUCUUUGGUCAGGAUUUCAUCGACCAAUUCAAGAUCAAGAGGCCGGCCGCUUGGGUGGACCUGAUGAUUGCAUUUGAGUCACGGAAGAGGGCAGCAGCCCCUGACAGGACCAACCCCCUAAAUAUUAACCUGCCCUUCUCCUUCAUUGACUACUACAAAAAGUUCAGGGGCCACAGUGUUGAACACGCCCUGCGCAAAAGCAAUGUGGAUUUUGUUAAAUGGUCAUCUCAGGGGAUGCUGAGGAUGAAUCCAGAUGCUAUGAAUUCCCUCUUCAAGCCCACCAUAGACCACAUCAUCCAGCACCUCACUGAGCUCUUUGAUAAGCCAGAGGUGAGCGACAUUAAGUUCCUCUUCUUAGUGGGAGGUUUUGCUGAGUCACCUCUGCUACAGCAAGCUGUCCAGAACAUGCUCCAGGGCCGCAGCCGCAUCAUCAUCCCCCAUGAUGUAGGCCUCACCAUCCUGAAAGGCGCCGUGCUGUUCGGCCUGGACCCCAGUAUCAUUAAAGUCCGCCGCUCACCCCUCACAUACGGUGUAGGCGUCCUCAAUCGCUUCGUGGAGGGCAAGCACCCGCCAGAGAAGCUGCUAGUGAAGGAUGGCACACGCUGGUGCACUGACGUCUUUGACACCUUCAUCUCUGCCGACCAGUCUGUAGCGUUGGGUGAGAUGGUGAAGCGGAGCUACACGCCGGCCAAGCCCUCCCAGCAGGUUAUUGUCAUCCACGUCUACUGCUCUGAGAAGGAGAAUGUGGGGUUCAUCAGUGAGCAUGGCGUCAAGAAGUGUGGGACACUUCGCUUGGAUGUGAGUGGAACGGAAAGCACGGCACCGCGCCGCGAGAUCCAGACACUCAUGCAGUUUGGUGACACAGAGAUUCGUGCCAUGGCAGUGGAUGUGUCUACUGGACGCACCGUCAAAGCUAGCAUUGACUUCCUAAGCCAUUAAGUAGAGAACAAGAGAGAUAAUGUUACAGAAUUGUAGGAAGCAAUGGAAAUUGAAAUAUACAGCUUACACACAUACACAAAGAAACACACACACACAACAAGCUGGGGAUAUUUACUGGAAGGCAGUUAAAGUUAAUGAAUCUCAAAACUCAGUCACUCACAGUUUAGCAUGGAUGUUAGACGGUUUGUGUGAAAGUGUUCAACUUCACCUUAAUCAGGCUGACAUUCAACUGUAGAAUUCAUGUUACAAUAUGGAAAAGGAAAAGACAGCCUGGGUGAGUGCGUUGUGUUUUAGGUCUGUCAGUCACUUCACUACAUAGUGUCCACACACCACAAACCCAUAUACCCUAUGCUGAGGCUAUAGCUUUGUUGAGUUGGGUUUAAAAGCUCCUGACAGGAAAGAUAAAGGCUCAUUCACUGUUGAUGCUUCAUCACUUCUCAGCCAUAAUGUAUUACAGCUUUUCAAAUCUUAGCUCUGAGCAUUCAGAGGAAAGCCAGGAAAAAACAGACAUACAGUAUCAUAUAACAACACAAACAUGGUGGAUAGACAUUCAGAGUAUGUCUUUACACUAUUUAGCUUCUUUAAUGCUUUCAACCAGAUUACAGCAGAUCAUUAAUGAUGCUGAUUUAUGCAAUGUCUAGUGGUUCCAUACGGUAUAUGUGCACUACAAAACAGUUUUGUGUUAUAAAAGCUCAGAAGGAUAGAAUUAAAUGCCAUAUAGCUUUGUUGGCAAGUAUUCACUAAGUUCAUGUUCUCCAAAAACAACAUACAGUUCCACUUCACUACAGUUAUGAGGAUUGUACUGGUGGAUUUGCAUCAUUCAGACCUUUGAUUAUUAAUUGUGUAUACUUCACAGCUACCAACCAUUUUUCAAAACAGCAUAUGAUUUUAGAUUGAGUUUCUAUGUUCUAGACAGUCAUUAGUAAUGGUAAUCCAAUGAAGUUAGCAUUUAAUUGAUUUAGUUUUUUGGUCUCAGUUUCAAAGUCUACAAGAACUAGGCUAAACAGUUACAUACAGUUAGCUUAUGCUUUUAGCUUGUUCAUAAUA
Thunnus maccoyii (southern bluefin tuna) is the source of this 3713-nucleotide messenger RNA. RefSeq names its product heat shock protein 12A (gene hspa12a). The transcript has 12 exons. The record is from RefSeq and is a predicted model, not a curated record. Bases 651 to 2666 code for a protein of 671 amino acids. Lineage: Eukaryota; Metazoa; Chordata; Actinopteri; Scombriformes; Scombridae.